Miscanthus lutarioriparius is the source of this 435-nucleotide messenger RNA. The record is from the annotation of a GenBank genome assembly. NCBI's taxonomy places the organism in Eukaryota, Viridiplantae, Streptophyta, Magnoliopsida, Poales, Poaceae.
AUGGCUUCAAGCAUGGCGAGUUCAUCAGGGCGCCAGCACAAGCGACCGGACCUACCACUGAUCUUUUGCCCGGACUGCGGAUGGAGGAAGGUGAUGGAGCUGACGUCUCAUACAAGCACAAACCCUGACAAGGUGUUCUUCACUUGCCCGAAUCAACAGGACGACUACGAGCAGUAUUUGAAGGACAAUCAUGGCUACAAAUCUGAGAUUGGAGAAGGAAGUGCCACUGUGGUUGGUGGACCAAUUGGAGGUGGAACGCAGCAGGAGACCAUGCACACAGUAGUUGUUGAAGAUGAAGAAACUGGACUUCUAGGGAAUGCAGUGAACAAGAGAUAUGAUCAAGAGAUUUGUAUUUUACUUAAAGCAUUGGUAGCAGUGGGUGUUGUUGGUCUUGUUGUCAUGAUUUGUAUCCUGGUUGAUGUAAUCAUGAAGUGA